AUGAAAGCGACAUAAGCCACUGCAAAAAAAUUCAAUUUUAUUUGUUUAAAAUUAAUAAAUAAUUUAUUUGGUGCUGAAAUAUAAGACAGAUAUAUUUAUUGUCUUGAUAAGUUAAAAUAUAACUAAGUGUUACCGCAUAUAACAAUAGAAUUUAGUCAAUAACACUACUAUAGUAAUGGAAAUUAUUGGGACAGUUAUUUAUAAAAUAUAAGAUUAAUAAUUCAAAAUAAAAAAUGCGUUUAGUGUCAUUAUAAUACCAAUUAAUUAAAUUAUGAAUAAUAUAAUCCAACAAGCAAAUUCAAGUCAAAAAUAAAAGAAAUCUUCAAAGCAAAGAAGGCACUUCCAUAAAUUUAUCCAAACCAGACUCUUUAUGAUUAAAAAUUAAAUAAUGAACAGCUAGAAUACAAAAGGAAAUUGAUAAGUUUAAAAAGGCUUUAGUAAAUAUUACAUCAAUUUCACUUGCGAGAAGUAGAAUCGACUUGUUAAGAAGCUUCAGUCUCUUAAAUUUAAAUAAGCUUAGGCAAUUAUAUAUUACUUCAUGAUUAUGAAUUUGCUGCUUUUAAAUUGCAAGUUCUGAGAGAAAUGAUAGCAAAAUAUUGCCUCAAUACCUCUCUGAUUUUCUUUUGA
Messenger RNA from Paramecium octaurelia, 627 nucleotides. The record is from the annotation of a GenBank genome assembly. Lineage: Eukaryota; Ciliophora; Oligohymenophorea; Peniculida; Parameciidae.